Toxotes jaculatrix (banded archerfish) is the source of this 6386-nucleotide messenger RNA. RefSeq names its product beta-1,3-galactosyl-O-glycosyl-glycoprotein beta-1,6-N-acetylglucosaminyltransferase-like. Gene Ontology annotation, molecular function: beta-1,3-galactosyl-O-glycosyl-glycoprotein beta-1,6-N-acetylglucosaminyltransferase activity. The record is from RefSeq and is a predicted model, not a curated record. Lineage: Eukaryota; Metazoa; Chordata; Actinopteri; Toxotidae. Gene Ontology annotation, cellular component: membrane. Bases 400 to 1686 code for a protein of 428 amino acids. The transcript has 5 exons.
AUCAGACUGUACUAAGAGGAGGCACUGAAAUAGAGAUUACACUGGAAGACUGGUGACUCUGGCUCUGAUCUGCUGUUUGUAAAUUCACAGGGGCCAUAACUUAUGGAGCAACUAAUCUUCCCGGAUCCAUAUUAAGAGGAACUAAUUUACUUGUUGUUAUAUGCUACUCUAGAAAAAUAAUUUAUAGCCAUGCUGAUGGACAGUAAACCACAGAAUGUAGCAAUAACUGGAACAUCACCUAGAAAGGAUCACUUAAAGACAUUUUAGCUUAAACAUUGGAUUACAUUUCAUUGACAGAAAAAAGUAAAUCAGUGACUAAAUAUAAAGAGGAAGUGCAGGUGAACCACAUAUAGAACUCAGACUGUAAAAGCAUCUUAGUUGUGUUCCUCCUCUCAAAUAAUGAGGCUACUGAAACGAGGCAGGCUGCUACUACUGCUGAAGCUCACUGUCGUACUGGGAUCUCUGUGGAUGCUUUCCCUACUCAACAACCUGAAAAUUGGCUGGGAUCCUGCCUACAUUCUCAAGUACAGCUGGUUGGAGUAUAAAGAUGCAGGCCCAGAGAAAGUGUGCAACUGUUCGGCAAUCCUGCGGGGAGAGAGGGAGGCACUGGAAGAGGCCAAAUUACUGACCAUCACUAAAGACUUCCGCAAGAGUGUUCACAUCCCCGAUGAGUAUUACAUUAAUGCAACCCAAGACUGCACGAAGUUUAAGUUGAGCAGGAAAUACUUAACAAUCCCAUUAAGCCAGGAAGAAGAGGACUUCCCUCUGGCUUAUUCCAUAGUUGCGCAUCAUAAGGUGCAGAACUUUGAGCGACUGCUGCGAGCCAUCUAUGCACCUCAAAAUAUAUAUUGCAUCCAUGUUGAUAACAAAUCGGAUGCCUCAGUCUUCUCUGCCAUCAAGGCUAUUACUUCCUGUUUCCCAAAUACCUUCAUGGUCAGCAAGGCGGUGAACGUGGUCUAUGCUGCCUGGCCACGUGUCCAGGCUGACCUUAACUGUAUGGCUGAUCUCUAUAAUUCCAGCACAAAAUGGAAAUACUUCAUCAACCUUUGUGGCCAGGAUUUCCCUCUGAAAACCAACUUGGAGAUUGUAAGGAUAUUGAGUUCGAUGAGGGGCGGGAACAGCUUAGAGUCAGAAAAACUGCCUGAAGGAAAGAAGUGGAGGGUGACAAAUGCUCACCAUAUAGUUAAUGGCAAAAUCCAGGGGACAGGAAAGGCAAAGGAUCCUCCUCCCUUCAACCUGCCUAUUCUGGCUGGAAAUGCAUACAUUGUUGUUAACAGAGGCUACGUCCGCAGUGUGCUGGAGGACAAACGAAUACAGGCACUGAUCGAGUGGUCCAAAGACACCUACAGUCCUGAUGAAUUUCUCUGGGCAACCAUUCAGCGAAUCCCAGGUGUUCCUGGCUCAACAUGGCCCAACUCCAAAUUUGAUAUGACAGAUAUCAAUGCGAUUGCACGGCUGGUGAAGUGGCAGUGGCAUGAGGGGUCAGAGGGUUCAUUGGAGGCGGUAUACCCAGAGUGUCAUGGCAACCAUGUCAGGUCAAUAUGUGUAUAUGGUGCUGGAGACUUACAGUGGCUGCUUGAGCAGCAUCACCUCUUUGCCAAUAAGUUUGAUACAGACUCAGAUCCCAUUGCUGUCUACUGCUUGGAGAAGUAUCUGAGACAAAAAGCACUGGCAGAGAUGCACUAGGUGUUCUGGGGAUUUUUCCUGGAAACAGAGGUCAUUUCGCAAUUUAAUUUCAAGAUAUAUUUAAAAUUAUUUAUAUUUAUAGUCCUACACUAUAUUUAUAGUUUAUUUAUUGCUUCUAAUAUAGCAGUUCAUAAGUCUGUCAAUUUUAUCAAUCUGCUCAAAAGCCCAGAAGAAAAAUCCCGUUGAGACUCUGGACGUGCAUAUGGGCAAAAUGCUGUUGUCUUGCAGCAAGACCUGAUGAAAGACAACAGCGACCUGGAAGAAGAUCUGUUUCCCAGUGAAACAAUGACCUCAAACAUAAAACUAAAGCUAAACAGGAAUGAUUUCAAGACAACAAGCCAAAUAUGAGUGACCAAAAUCACUCUUUAAGUACAUUCCCCAUGCAACCUGAUUGAGAUUGAGCAGCAGCACAAAGAAGAAAAGGAAAAAGGCAAAUUGCUGCAGCAAAAGGACUAACAUCAAUUGAUACUGUACUUUUAUAUAUAUGUAAAAAAAAUUUGUAAUCACCGAUGAGGGUCAACAGAAAAUGGACUAAUUUAUUGCAAUUCAGUUUGAAAAAAACAGGUUGUUGAGGGUGAGGUACUAUUGAUGCAGUGGUCAUGUGCAUUGUGUGAUGUAUGGUACAUUUUUUAAAACACUGUCAAGGGGGAACACAUAUUUAUUCAUCAUAUUUUACCACAAAUAAAUACUUUGCAAGCCACAAAUAAAUGUAAAUAGUGACAAAAUUCAAAUAAAUCCAGACAUAACCCAACCUGCACAGUGGGCACUAUUGUACCAUCAGUGAGCACACAGUAUUUCCUCAUCACUUUCCAACAAUUUGCCCUCUCUUUCUCCCGCACAAACACACACACACACAGCCUGGAUAAACCAAGACAACUCUGCGUCCGGGUGACUGAGAUCAAAGUAACCUAAAACUGUAGCAACUGAAAUUAUGCAAAACAACACUGCAGCCACUGGUAACUACUGUUUUGUUACCUUUAUGAUAUGACAUCUCUGUUUUUUUUCACAGUGAUAUACAAUGUUAGUAGAAUAUCCUACUCUUAGCCUUUUUAAGAUUGUAUGAGGCAUAGGGUGACCUAAUGUAAAAACCCCCUGUUCCACCCACAUUGUAAACUAUUCAAAAGCCAGCUUGGCCAUUGUGUUUGAAUACUUAAAAGAUUUUUUUGUGUGUGGGUCAAGUCUUUAUAAACCUCAACUAACUAAAAUGACAGUCUAAAUAAGACCAUCCCUUAACAUUAUGAUCUACUGACAGAGAUACAAUGCAGUAACAUUCCAGCUGUCCAGGGAACACAAAUGUGCAUUUGUAAGCAGAUGGGCAGUAAUACAACUUCUGUUUGCAUGGGUUUGGUUACGACCUUGCUAUUAAUGUGUUUGCUUGCAACUGACUGAGUACAUUAAUACAGGAUGUAAUGUACUGUAACAUAGCUGGUUAAUAAUUCCUCCAAAGGAAAAUAAAUAAGAAUCAAAGCAUUGUUCAAAGGAUGAAGUCUAAGAAAAGAAAAGCCACCAAAUAGGGAUCACAAUCAAGUGCUGUUUAACAUACAGUAGUACAGGAGAAAGCAUCUCACCUCCAGCACAGUGACAGUCUCAGUGACUUUGAAUAUAGUAUUAUGUUCAGCACCCUCUGGUUAGUACUUCCCUCACUGAACAAGCAACUGCCUGAUGUUUUAUACCACAGCAUCUUCAUUUCUAACCCAUUGCUAAUGCCUCACGUAUCAUGCUGCAGGCUUGCUUAUAUUCAGACAUGCUGUGGUAGAAUACAGCAUGUUGCAGGGAGAAGAGAUAGGCAGGAGCCAGGUGUCUUGUAAUUGUCAAACGGCUGAGUUCCCCUUCUUGUCGGCUCUGAGUGAAAGAAAAGACAACAGAGAAAGAACUGUAGUACAUAUCUGUCAUUGAGACAAAAUAAUUAUACAUUCAGCAUAGGGAUUGCCAGUGACAAUUACGCAAGUAUGAGGGAAAAAAACAGCAGUCAUAAUGCAUACGUCAGCAAUAGCGAAACUAUGCCGGGUGCAUAUAUUUAUUUUGACUGUAACUGAAAUGGGGCAUGAACUAUAACAGGAUUUACUGCACUUGCAAAGUCAGUUAGUCAUCGAAAGCAUUGCCACCAAUGAAAUGCUAGCAUUGAACUGUUUGGAAAAACAUCUCUGUGAGACAAGCAGAACAGCUUGGAGAGUGCAGUGAGGUCUGACUGUCAAAAAAGUUUAUUGAAAGCGGUAUUGUAAUGUAAAAUACACAGUAAAUGUUGGAUGGCGUGCCUGUAUGUAAUCAGCCCUGUAUCACUGAUCAGUUCUCCUUGAUGUGUUUCAGGUUUGGAAACAGUUGACAGUUAGUGGAUAAGAAAAGCUAUAUGUUUGAAAGAUCGAAAGACUAUCCCUUAACAUUAUGGUCUACUGACAGAGAUACAUUGCAGUAACAUUCCAGCGAACACAAAUGUGUAUGUGGUCAAUUUGACACAGCAGUUAUGAGUAAACCUCUUCAUCCUUCGUCUCAGGAUGUUGUUUGAUUUGGCCAAUACCACUUUUCACAUGUGAACGUGUUUCCUGUUCAUCGAAUAUUUAGGCUCUCAGAAGACACGCAAUUACUUCUUUCUUUGGCUCUGCUAAAUUCACUCACUGACAGACACCAAUGGCUUACUACUUACUUAGCUGCUGUGUCCUGCAAAUCUGUAUCCAGUCUGGUUUAGCAUUGGGUUGGAGGGCAGAGAGCAAAGGUUAGUGAAGGAGUCAUAUAAGUGAUGACCACAUUGUCAGUGCACAUGCAGUUCCUGGGGAUUAGUAGCCUGUUUCAACACUGCCAUAGGACUUUGAAUGGAAGGGAAGGAAAACAAGCAUUAGUGGUCUAAAGUGGGAGUGUAGCAUGCAUGCAUUGGAGCCAGAGAAAACAAUUAAGGAGUUAUCAAUAAGGACAUUCAAAGUUUAGGGCCAAAAAGGCUGUUUUUUUUUCCUGAGAUUCCACAAUUAAACUGGACAGAAACAGACAAAGGAUCUAAAAAGGAGAUGGGGUCUCCAGGGUUGGCUCAAGGUACUAAUGUGUCUUUCCCAUUUAUGUUGAUUUAUUUAGGCUAUGAUGUAUAACAAUGAUACAAACAAUCCUUAGCUAUCAAUGUAACAAACACAACAUAAUUAAGUACAUACUUAUAUGAACAUCAGCACACUGACCUUUGAGCAAUUACACACAACGACAAACAAAGAUAGUAUAUGGUGGUAAUGGUGAAAACUGGAGAGGAAAACACCGCUGUCCUCUCACAACCAAGCAGAAAACUGAACUAAACUUAGCAACACGGCAUCUCAGGCGUGUUCAGUUCAGCAUGUUUAGUCUGUAACUAACAGCUCUGGUGAGUUCACUUAGGUGGGACGGAGUAAAUUAUUAUCAGAACAAGGCAAACAACUUAUAAUAACUUAUACACAACAAUAUACGCUUUCUAACAGGAUCUUUCUCCAAGAAACUUCAAAUAAGCAUGUCAAAGGAAUUUAUAACCAGCUCAUGGGUCAAAUGGGCAAAUGGCCAAUUAAUCAGGCAAAACCUCCACAGAGUGAAACUGAGCUUAGCCUAUCACAAUAAGACCUCAUCUCUGGUUGAUAUUUAACUGUUAUUUACCCCAGAGAAGGCAAUAUGAGGAAAAAACUGCAAUUAUCACUAAGGCGUGAGCCUUAGUCCCCUCUUCACACAGUGAACUUCAACAGACACACACAAAAAUUGCUACAGGAGAGUUCAAGGUCAAAGGAGUGGGGCACAGAUGCACUACAAUGCAGGGUUCAAUCAUUUUCCAACGAUGAAACAGUCAAUAGAGUUAGUACUUUACCAAUAAGCAAUAACAAUUUUUUUCACAAGCACUGGGCAUGGAUGUCCGUGGGUUUCAGACUCAUUGCAUGCUCAGUGAGACAGUUUGUGUUCUGUCUUAUACUAGCAAUCAAUGUUGUUUUCUUUCCACCAUGAAGGCUCUCUUUCCCUAAUCAGCUUACUAUAGUUUUCCUUAACUUGACAACAACUCCAAGCCACUAUGUGUAGGAUUUGAUUUUUUUUUCUUUGGUGGAUUCUGGUAGUAGAAUCAAUCAGUAGAAUCAAAAAAAUGCGUCAUCUCAAUAGUUUUAACUCAUCACAGUGGAAGCUUUUGUUAGUCAGCGGCAGAUAGAAUACGACACACCUUAUACUUUUACAAUAUUGGGAUAUUUUGGUGCCAGUUAUGAAACAGGCCAGUGUGUAGGUGCUAGUCUCUACAGUACCUUUACAACCAUUCAUACUGCCAGAGGCAUUGCUGUUUUUCCAGUUUGGUAUCUGUCCAUUAUGCACUUUAUGCAAAUUUGUCAAUAGCAAGCCAUGAGACGAGCCUAGGUUUGGGAGUGACUAUUUAUCUGUUCUUAGUGCAGUCUACUUCAGGGCACAUAUAUGUUGAUUAGAUUUCUACUGAUGUGUCACAGAUGAGAGGUGAAAUGAAACAAUUUACACUGAAAGCCACAUCACAGACUAAGAAGAAAACAGAAAGAAAGGAAAUCAUUUUCCAGUUUGUUUUAUGCUGAAUAAGGAAACAGCCAAAGGUCAGUAAAAGGUUAGUCCCAGCAUGGAAAAAUUCACAGUAGCUUUGAAGGAUUUUUCAGGGAGACUUUUACAAAACCAGCUGAUCAAUACAGGCAGGUUAGGUGAUUUACCUCAUGCAUGCAAAUCUGUGUAUACCCCUCUCCUCGUCAUACCUUUGGGCAGAG